This is a messenger RNA of Myodes glareolus (Bank vole), 8852 nucleotides long. It is a transcript of the gene Sesn3, whose product is annotated as sestrin 3. NCBI's taxonomy places the organism in Eukaryota, Metazoa, Chordata, Mammalia, Rodentia, Cricetidae. The record is from RefSeq and is a predicted model, not a curated record. Gene Ontology annotation, cellular component: nucleus. Gene Ontology annotation, biological process: regulation of response to reactive oxygen species; cellular response to L-leucine; negative regulation of TORC1 signaling. Gene Ontology annotation, molecular function: L-leucine binding; oxidoreductase activity, acting on peroxide as acceptor.
GUUCUCUGCACCCAGGCUUGCUCGUGGAGAAGGGAGCAAACUCAUUAGAAUCUUCAUGAUAAAUCAUAAAGAAACUUAAGUGAGAACAAAAAAUAUUAAUAUUCUUCAACAAUGUCGUACUGUUGCAGUGUAAGGACAGGAUAAAAGAAUCAGAGUGUCUCAACCCCUAACAAGAGGACCAAGUGCCUUUAUUCCAGAGAAGGAAGUUGUCCAAGCAGACACGGUGGAUGAACGGACAAACUUUCUUGUGGAAGAGUACUCUACGUCUGGUCGCCUGGACAACAUCACACAAGUGAUGAGCUUGCACACUCAGUACCUGGAAUCUUUCCUGCGGAGCCAGUUCUACAUGCUGCGCAUGGAUGGCCCCCUUCCCCUCCCAGACAGGCACUACAUUGCCAUCAUGGCUGCAGCCAGACACCAGUGUUCCUACCUGAUAAACAUGCAUGUGGAUGAAUUUUUAAAGACUGGAGGGAUUGCUGAGUGGCUGAAUGGCUUAGAAUAUGUACCACAACGACUGAGAAAUCUUAAUGAAAUUAACAAGUUGCUGGCACACCGGCCCUGGCUGAUCACGAAAGAGCACAUUCAGAAACUUGUCAAAACUGGAGAAAACAAUUGGUCCCUGCCUGAGCUAGUGCACGCCGUGGUCCUCCUGGCUCACUAUCACGCUCUGGCCAGCUUUGUUUUUGGUAGUGGCAUCAACCCAGAGAGAGAGCCGGGAAUCUCCAACAGUUUCAGAUUAAUCUCAGUGAACAGCUUCUGCGUGUGUGAUCUGGCUAAUGACAACAGCAUCGAGAAUGCGUCCCUGGGGGGCAACAACUUUGGGAUUGUGGACUCACUCGGUGAGCUAGAAGCCUUAAUGGAAAGGAUGAAAAGGCUUCAGGAAGACAGGGAAGAUGGAGAGACGACUCAGGAAGAAAUGACCACGCGUUUUGAGAAAGAAACAAAAGAAAGUCUCUUUGUGGUCCCUGGAGAGACUUUCCAUUCAUUUCCUCACUCAGAUUUCGAAGAUGACAUGAUCAUAACGGCUGAUGUUUCCCGAUACAUCGAAGACCCAGGUUUCGGGUAUGAGGACUUUGCCAGGCGAGGAGAAGAACAUUUGCCAACAUUCCGAGCCCAGGACUACACCUGGGAAAACCACGGCUUCUCGCUGGUGAACAGGCUUUACUCUGACAUCGGACAUCUCCUGGAUGAGAAGUUUCGGAUGGUCUACAAUCUCACCUACAACACAAUGGCCACCCAUGAGGAUGUUGACACAAGCACGCUACGCAGAGCAUUGUUCAACUACGUUCACUGUAUGUUUGGAAUCAGGUAUGAUGACUAUGAUUAUGGGGAAGUUAACCAGUUACUUGAACGGAGCCUGAAGGUUUACAUCAAGACGGUGACCUGCUACCCCGAGAGAACCACAAAGCGCAUGUAUGACAGCUACUGGCGGCAGUUCACACACUCAGAGAAGGUCCAUGUGAAUCUACUGCUGAUGGAAGCCCGAAUGCAAGCUGAGCUGCUUUACGCUCUGCGUGCCAUAACUCGGCACCUGACCUGAAGCGCCACCAGGAAGGCGUCAGCAUGUGUCGGGGCCUCUCACACAGGACUCAUGUCAGAACUUGUUUGUGACGCAGCCUCAGCAGUUACUCAGUUCCUAGUGUCAAAGUUUAGCUGUCGAGGUUUAUUGUUUCUGUUUUUGUUUUGUUAUUGUUGUUAGGGUUUAAUUUGGGGGGGGAGUUGUUUGUUUUGUUUGUUUUUUUUAUUUUUUCUGGCUGUAAUGUGCAAUGGUGUGUUUUAUAUUUCUCUAUGCUUAACAUUGCUAACAGUUGCUAAAGUAACCCUGACGAGCACUACUUCACAUUGCUUAGAGCUGGACUGUGGGAUCUGACAUAAAUCAUGACCUGGUUUGUUAAGGCUUCACUCAGUGCUCUGGAGUUCAUGUGUAUGUGUCUCUCUUGUCUUUACUUAAAGAGCAUACGGAAAAGUGCUUGCAGUCUGCUCAAGCAGUUCUUCCUCCGUUAUCAACAUCCGGCAAAGAAUGGUGUCGUCUACCGGAAGCUGCCCACAUGUGUCCUGAGUCUGGGAGGGCUUGUGCUAUUGAACCAAGCUGCCCCUGGAGCACAACCUGUGCCCCAGAGAUGAUCAGGCACUGUUCUGUUUUCAUUUAUCUGAUUUUUUUUUCUUACACUGCAAUUGACAGUAACGUGAAAUGUGAUACAGACAUUGUCCAUAAUUUAAUGUGAAAUUAAUUAUGAUGAAUUCUAUAGCAUGCUACUGAAAUGCCAAAUUCAGCUACUUUCUUUGUCUUCUAAAGCAGAGGCCUCAUUUUCCCACAUGGCUGUCUGUGCGGCAGUGGACUUAGGCACAGUUCCUUGAGCCCUGCACCACGGUCCUCGUCACCUCUAGUAGCUGGUGUCUACAGUGCUUUACAGCUCGCACACAAAUCCCAGCACACAACACUGACCAAAUGUUUCUUUGCACAUGCUCCUUUGCUGAGAGUUAAGGAAGGUUAGUUAAUACACCCCUUUUUUCCCCUGUUACAGCUUUGGAAAUUAUUUUACAUGAUUUUCGUCUUAUAAUACGUUAAGUCAUUUGUUAUUCAAAGGAAGAAUGUGUUUCUGUGCAUUAAUGUGAUUGAGCAACAACAAAACAGUGCAAUGUUUUCAAAAAUCAACUCAGCUUCCCCUAUCAUGUCACUACAGAAGUGUCCUUUUAAACAGAGCCAUAAUGAAAUGACCUUCAGAUGUCUUUAUUGUGCUAGGUGUUUUCCAGUUUUACCUUGCUGAGGUUGAACUGUGAUUCCACUGAGCCAAAGCAUUCAUUCCCCCAGAAAAAUCUGUUUGGACAACUAGCUACACAAACACACACACACACACACAUUGUCAUAGGGGAGAAAAGGCAGCCAAAAAGUCGCAUUUUUGCAUCAAUUUGUGUUGUUUGAUUAGACUAUCUUCAGAGAGCACAACCUUGUGUGUUUAUAGCUUUAAUUUGUAUUGUGUUACUGACCAGUGAAGUGCCUAAAGAGCUGCUAUAGCACCCAGAGGACACAACUGCACGGGUUAAGCGCCUUCGCUUGGUGAAAGGUGAUUUGCAUUUUACACAUACAUGUUCACCUAAAACAUAGCUGUCUCUAGUGAGUCAUCCAUGAAGCUCCCACAGAGCGCUCACUAAGGCUUUCCCUGUUGUGUGGGUGUACUUUUCCUCUUAUGACAGAACUGUGUGCCGACGUUCCAUUAGGCUAUCCUUCUGCCUGCUGUCCUUUUCUGGGAUGUUAGCUCCUUUUACUUAGUGUUCUGUCCCGGGGAAGAGAGCAAUGAUGGCUGUAGACCUGUAGCAUGGGUAGUUCUUCAUUUUUAGACUCCAGGAUCUUGCUUAACAUCCUCCAUGUGAGGAAAAAACCACUGAGAUUUGAAGACAGGGUGGUUCCUUUAGAACUUAGUCAGAGAGCUUGUGCCAGGGUUCUGUACUGUGUUUGCUGUGUGGACUGUGCCCAUUCCUUCUUUAGAUGUGUAUGAACUACAAGAGCAGUACUUAGAAGAAUGGCAAGACACAGGUGGUGGCAUAAAUGCCCGUGAACUUUCCCAGCUUUAAGGCUUUCACAUUUAGGAUAGAGUUUAUUAUUGCAUUUUUUUGCAUGUUAGAAAACAGUUUCACUUCAUAGCCUCAUUCUUUCAUUCAGAUGAACUGAAUGACAGGAUGAAAAUAGUUUUCAUGUAUUGACUAAGAGGAGGAAUUCUCACAGAACCCUGAAUAAGCUUUAGACCAAAAGGGAAGAAAAGGGUUAAGUAGAGUGGCCACUUACUUUUUGCUUUUGGUUUUGUGUUGCCCCAGAAAUGUAAGUAGAGAUUGGACUAUGGAAAUAUUAGUGCCUUUAAUAGAUUUCUCUCCUAGCAAAACUUCCUUUUAGUUCAACAGACCAAUCAAUAAUCAGGAAAAUAAGUUGACUUGGAACCGUGAAUAAAAACACAGCAAUGUAUUUAUGAGCCUCAGUGAACCAGCCUCAAAAAGUUGGUUUGUGAAGGUGGCCACACCUCCAUGCUACAACAUGCACCCCACAUUCCCAGUGCAGAUGCCGCUGUAAGAGUGGGCUGUCAACCGCUUUAUCUAGUGCAAACUUGAAAUUUCGAUGCGGUUUUCCAGGGUGGCAUUUUUUUCAGAGUAUUGAAUUUACAAUGUAGUAAUUUAUAGUGUAGCUUUUUAUACUGAAAUGUGAUAUUUUUCAAAGGAGCUGUCUGACUAUCGGUGUAAUAACAGAGCCUAUGGCAAGCUGAGCUGUACCCGGGGCUCUCACUGUGCCAAACAAGCCUGUGAGUGUGUGUGAAGAACACACGCAUCUGGCUGUGAAGUCCUCAACUCCUUGCUCCUUCUGUUACAAUCAGUCUGAUAAUCGUGAUGGGCAUGCUGGAAUAAUGCCAUUCAAUUUGGAAUCUCACGUUUGCCAGCAUCUGCUAAUUUUCAGUUUCUCAGAUCAUUGUCAGAAACAUCAAGGAAAUCAGGCUUGGUGGCACAUACCUGUAAUCCCAGUACAUGGAAGAUGUAUAAGAGGAUGCUGGUUUGGGGGUCAGCCUGGGCUAUAUUGUGACACCUUGUCUCAAAAUUUAAAAAGAAGGUAGAAAUAUGUGCAUAGCCUUACACAUGAAAGUGGGCCUGCUCUGUAACGCACUGAACUGUGGGAAUGGCCCGGGUGCCCUGGGGUUGCCUCAGACGUGGCUUCCUCGGGCAGAUUCAUGCUACUCUGAUGGAAAAUGGCUUUUGCAGGUGGACUACUUUUUAAAAUAAGUACCUUGUCUCAGUCCAAUGAAUUGUCAUCCCCCCUCUCCCGCCUUAGGGUGCUCUGUAAAUCAGGGGUAGCUAAAAUGGAAUCCAGGGUGUAGCCUUGGGCUUUUGAACCAGUUUUAAACCCAAUAUAGCACAGCUGUACAGGGCUAUUUUUAAAAGAGAAAACUCAAGAUUUAUAUAAAGGCCAUAUAAAAUUUAAACAAGAGCCCUAUUUUGUUUGUGUUGUGUCUGUUAAAAAUUUACAUAAUUCUAAGAUCUAAUGGAUAUCAUCCAGGGAAUUACUUCCUCUCCCACCUCAGAAAGCUUUGCUAAUCCAAAAUCAUAGAAUUUUAUGCCGCACCAAAGUGAAUUUAGCAGCAAACAGUUAUAGAUUACUACUUAAAAUAGUCAGCACUUCCGGUGCAAGUACGUGCCUGGAUGGUGGCAAGGCUCCUUUAAACUGUAAGACAAGGACAAAGAACAGAACAAAUCCAGUGGACUGUACAGAUGGUAUGUGCUGCGACGGGCAGAUGAGCUCAGUCUCUGAGAAACAGACCGUUUUACAUGGAAUAAAAGGCCUGCAAGAUGAUCCACAUAUGCAGUGCGUAAGCUUUCUUAGUGUUAUCUCACCAGCAAGCAGAAAGGUCUGAAGGGGGUGCGGUUGGAACCAGUUCGAGGUGGCCAUCACCCUGUGCUGGUCCCUACUGUCCCUAUGCCUCUGGAGACUCAGGUGCAGACUCAAUCUUUCCCCAAAGCAGGCCAUAAUGUAAGUGUAUCCUGUCAGUCCACAGUGUGAACCCCACACAUCUGCAUCUUAGGUCCCUGUUAAUUUGGCCACCGACAGCACCUGCUUAGGGAAGCCCAAGACCAGAAAAGGCUUGUAUGAAGUGGGUCUGGAGUGGAUGUGUGCACCGAGGCUGAGCCCCAUGGGGAAGAAAACAGUUUCCAGGAACCGUUGGAACACAGAGCUGAGAUUCUGGCUAUCCUUGGCACAGGCACCUGCUGUAUAGGUAGAAACUCUCACCAGCCUCCAUCCACCCUUUCCUACUUUUCUCUUCCUCAAAGUGCCUCAUCCACCAUCCCCAAGCCUGUCUGGGUCUUAAUGCCUUUCACAGUCGAACAUCACCAGCCACCUGCUGAGCAUCACCAGUGCGUCUUUCUGAGUAUGUCUUCCCCCACCAUGAAGAAUAUGGCUUUUCCCCAACCCCUUCCACUCUCUCCACCAUCCAUCUAUAUUUUUGCCUCGAACACCUUAGCAGAUAUAUACAGCAUCCAGUGUGUUCUGUCUACCCACUGCUGUUCAUACCCACUUCCCAGCUGCCAAGAUACCUUGCUCUCCUCUACCUCAUCCCCACAGAGCCUAUAAAUUCAGAGCACCCAGUCUUCUCGUGGGCUCAUUCUCUGUUCAAUACUACUACUCCAUAUUUUAAAUAAGUCAUAAAACGUUUGCCUUCUGUCAAAGUAGGAACCUUUAUAUUUAUACAUGAUAAAGAAAUUAAACUAUUUCUACCAUGCAGAAUUUAACAUUUAGCAAGAAUUCAAAGUGAUUGAAUUACUAGCCUAACUUGGUCUGUAUUAGAGGAUAAAUACUGGUAAUAGUCCCGGUUGCUUGAAUGCAGAGUUAAAAUUCUCCAACAGUCCAGAGUAACCUGUAAGUCUUCAAUGGGACAGGAAAUCCCUGCCAGACAAAUUUGGAUCACAUUAGCCUAUUUGCUGUGUAAUGUAGAUUUGGAAAAAAAAAACAAAAACAAAACCAAAUGCCACAAAACUGAGUACAUGAGCAUUUCACUCAAUUAACUAAGCUUCUAACCCCAUUCUUUCCUGGAUGAGAUAAGAAGGAAGUGUGUUCUUGCUCCUGCCGCUGCUCUCUGUGUAAGUCCAGAUAGCAUCAUUAAGGAGCAGAGGUAGUAAUGCUGCUGCUUCUCCCACAACCAGGCUCCUGACAGGAGACAAAUGUGUUCACACGUAGAUGACUGUCUAACCCAAAAGUGAACUACCCUGUUUGGAGUGUAGAUCAGAUCUUUGAUGGUCUUCAGGUGUUCCCAUCCCAGUCAUGAGCACCUACAUGCAAUGGUCGAUUAAUGCAUUUAAGGACCCAAGAGUAAAGGAGGCACUUAGUUAGGCAAUGACCUGGUGACUUAAAAUGAUAUGUCAAGAAGUGUUCAUUUAGCUUUAACUAAAUUAGGACUGUACUGCCAUGUAGUACAGAACUGGAAGGGUAAGGGAGCGUCUGCUUCUGAAUGCAUGUGGAAACCCUUGAGGUGAUUCAGCCUGUGCCACAAAGUAGCCCAUAGAACGAGCAGCCCAUUUUAUAGUUCACAGGACCCCAAACAUUAAAAAUUGAAAUAUCAUAAAUAUAAUUUUGGUAUGUAAAAUUUUGCUAAAGCUGUGUAUUUCUUACUCCAAGUAACCUCUUAAAAUGAAUGUAUCGUUUCUGUGGAAAGAAUGUUAGAGAGAGUCUGUGGUCUUUAGUGUUAAAAUGUUGCUCAUGGGUAUCGCUGAGUUAAAUGUACACAUUAUAUCCAGAAGAAAGCUGAUUUCUUAAUUGAUCUUUAGAAACUUUAACUGGGCUCUCCUGAGUCUGAUAGAAGAACAAAAGGAAGGAUGAAGGAAAUGUAUCAGAUGAGUGGCCAAAGAUUUGCCUUUUCAAAGCAGAAGCAUCUCUUUCCUGAAUCUCCCUGGUUUCCCAAAAUAGAAGCCCAGUUAAAUGGUACCCUGUCCACCAAGAAAAGUGAGCCCUGUUUCACAGCCAGUGCAGACAUUGCUUUUAUAUUGGAUGUCUCUGCAGAGAAAGAAAUUAGCAUUUAUUUUCUUCCUCUAUCUCGUCGCAUUUACUCUUUCAACCCAAAACAAGAUGGAUGAGAAAGCAAGGGCCAGGCCACUUGACAUCUUACUCAUUGACCAGGGACACAGAGUCUUGGCAAGGAAAAUCAGAACCCUGUCUGGCCACCCUGGAAACAUGGCCUCGCCACUUGGCUUACCUCCUUCAAACCUGAAAGAAGUGUUUCUCUCAUGGAAGAACUGGAUGUAGCUUGUAACUAUGAAAUAGAAGUUGAACUUGAAAAUUCUUCUGAAUCCUGAUUGUGCAGGCCAGCUGCAUAAUGAAUGUAUACAUGAAGACUGUGGCUGAAUCACACGAGUCAGAUGCCAAGUUCAUGACUUUCCACAUAGACAUCUUCUCCUUAAGGUGUGAGUGAUGUAUGUAGCAUGCUGUGAAGCGCCUGUUCUAGUUCAUAAUUCAUCAGUAUUAAUACAGAGUUACCCUUGCGUCCCUUGGUACUUUAUAGUUGAUGUAAUCAGAAGCUGUGAUGUUUCACCUUCGUAGUCCUGUGCUUUGUUGCUGUAAUUUUUUUUAUGAAGCACGUGACUUUGGACUCAUGUAAGGUGGAUGACCAUGAUCUUGAAGACUGCUACACACACACACACACACACACACACACACACGCGCGUCUCUUACUCUAUGGUUUUAAGUUAGGAUAAGCUUCUCUCCAAUAGAUUGUUGAUGCCGUUUGCAGUUUAGGGUCUACAAGUUCACUGUCAAGUGGCAGCAUCCUCUUUAUAGUUUCAGCUCUGAAAAUAGCAAGCUUCUCAACAGCCACUUCACCCUUUUUCCGGCAGAACAGACCCUGCUGUGGAUGCAGACGAUGGUGGUAACCGAUAAUGCCCUCCACAUGCAUUGACAGUUCUGGUGAUGACAGAACCCAGGAGAGCUUCUAUGUAUAAGUAGGCUUGAUUUUUGUUCUUCUGUCGCGGACUUGACGGUUCUGACUAGAGCUGACCCAAAUGGGCCAGCUUGUGUGUAAUACCCUAGUGCUCUAACGCUUCUCUUCUCGUUCUGCUGUUGUUGGUUUUGUUUUUUGAGGGAUGGGUAAUAUUAUUUGAACAGAUAAAGAAGGAACGGUUAGUGAAAUCAAGACAAACACAUCUGAAAUAAAGGAACUGUGUAUUAACCUGUUAACAAUUCAUAACUGCACUUUUUAUGACAUUUUGAAAAUCUAUUUAUAGGUACAGAACAAUGGGUUUUGUUAAACUGUAUCACGUUUAUACCUACAGAAUUUAUUUCAUUGUUAUUAGUAGGAAUUUUAUUGGUUCAAUAAAAUUGGCAAAACUGA